UGUGUGUGUGUGUGUGUGUCUCCUGCUUUGCUCUCCGGUGUGAGUCUCUCUCCAUGCCAGUCCCUCUCUCUCUCUCCUCCCUCUCUCCCUCUCUCUCUGUAUCUCUCUAUCACUCUCUCGGAUCGGACCGGACGCACGCAAUGGACUCAGACGGAACUCAGAACGGCUCGGAUUCCCCGCACGACCCCUGUAAAAUGUUUAUCGGAGGUCUGAGCUGGCAGACUACUCAAGAGGGCCUCAAGGAUUAUUUCUGUAAAUUCGGUGAGGUGAAGGAGAGCAUGGUGAUGCGAGAUCCAGUUACGAAGCGUUCCAGGGGAUUUGGGUUCGUCACGUUCGCCGAUCAGGCCGGUGUGGAUAAAGUUCUGGCUCAAACCCGACACGAGCUUGACUCCAAAACGAUCGAUCCGAAGGUGGCGUUCCCUCGCCGCGCACAGCCUAAGCUGGUAACGAGGACAAAGAAGAUCUUUGUGGGCGGAUUGUCGGUGAACACCACCAUCGAUGACGUGAAGCAGUACUUCGACCAGUUUGGGAAGGUGGACGACGCCAUGUUAAUGUUCGAUAAAACCACCAACAGACACAGGGGUUUCGGCUUUGUGACGUUCGAGAACGAGGACUUGGUGGAAAAGGUGUGUGAGAUCCACUUCCACGAGAUCAACAAUAAAAUGGUGGAGUGUAAAAAGGCUCAGCCUAAGGAAGUGAUGUCACCGGCCGGCUCCUCCAGGGGACGAGCGAGGGUCAUGCCCUAUGGCAUGGACGCCUUCAUGCUGGGGAUCGGCAUGCUGGGUUAUCCAGGCUUCCAGGCAGCAACGUACACUGGCCGCAGUUACACCUCUAUCACUCCCGGAUACACAUAUCAGUUCCCAGAAUUCCACUUAGAGAGGACCCCCCUCCUGACUUCACCCCACCCUCCCGAACUUACAGCUAUCCCUCUGACAGCGUAUAACCCGAUGGCGGCGGCAGCAGCCGCAGCAGCCGUGGUUCGAGGCUCCGCCCCCUCUCGCUCUGCUGGCUUUCUGAGCACCAGCAGUCCUGGACCAAUGGCAGAGCUUUACGGAACAGCCAGCCAGGAAUCCACAGUGAGCAGUUACAUCAGCGCUGCAAGCCCCGCCCCCAGCACCGGCUUCAGCCACAGCCUCGGGGGUCCUCUGAUCGCUACAGCGUUCACCAACGGCUAUCACUGAAACUGCAGAAGAAUGGACGAGCCAAUCACGCGCUUCCAUGGAGAACAAAUACACUAGUGUUUCCUGUGUUUCUCUUACAUCACUUCCUGUACUAACACUGUCUGUGUCCCGCUCUUAACAGAAGGACAUGUAAAUAUUUUAUUUCUGAUUCGAAGGAAAAGCUUUUGCGUUUUUAUCUUUGAAAUAUUUUCAUUCUUCCUGUUGUUUUUUUCUCCCUUCCUGACCGACAUGUUGUUUCCGUUCGUUUCGUGUCGUCGUUUGUGUUUUUUUUCUCUCUUGAGACGCUGUAGGUUUACAAUCGUAGCCUCUUUUUUUUUUUUUUUUUUAAUUGUCAAAAUGCUAACGGGAGCAAUAACACGUGUCCUGAGCAGGCGCGUGGCCACGUUCAUCCUUUACACUUUUAUACCGAGCUCGCUGCUCGCUAGUUUUAUAUGCUAAUAAUGCUAAUAAAGUCUACGGCCUAAAAUCAUUUCAGAAUUCCUGUCAGGUUUGCGCAUGUUAGCCAGCUAGCUAGCAUUAACAAUAAACAGUCCAAACGUUUAAAACGUUCCCCUCAAAUUCUGUCACGCUAGCUACAAAUUUCAGUCAUUUCAGUCAUUUCCUACUGCUAGCAGAGUAUUAUAAACAUUAAGAAACACACUACUAAGAACUCACCAUUCCUCUCAGAAAUCCAGCUAGCUAGCAUUAGCAGUGAAUUUUUACAUCUUUAAAUCUUCUCAGAUUACACUUCAGAUGGCUAGAUAGUUAGCUCGCAUUAUCAAGGUGGAUUAAUCCUUUCACAAACAUUAGCUGAUGUUAACUAGCAUCUGUUAGCAGUAAAGAUGAUUGAUAAUAACUUUAAAGUUCCUCUCAGAAAUCCUGUCAGGUUCCUGUCUUGUGUUAUUUAGCAGUAAAAAAUGUAAAAUAUGAUCAUGUGACUUGAAAUUCCUCUCAGAACUCCUAUCCAGUUAGCUGAUAGCAUGUUAGCUAGCUAGCCCAUGUUAGCAGUUAAGAUGUAAAUAUUUACACCUGGUGUUAAUUAGCUAGCAUUAAAGGUUCAAAGUAUAACUGGCUUCCUUUCAGAAGUCCUGUUAGGUUAGCUGCGGUUGUGCUAAUUAGCUAGCUAAUGUCCCAGUUAGCAGUGAGGAUGAGGAAUGUUUAUACACGUGAUUAAUAAAAUCCUGUCAGGUGAUCUGAAGCUGAAGUUGGCUAGCUAGCAUCAGCUGUAAAGAUCAUGUAACAUAAAAUUUUUCUCAGAUGUUCGCAUACUAGCCACAGUUAGCACUGAAGGUGAUUUUGUACACGUGAUUUUAAAAAAUCCUGUUAGGUGAGCUAACUCUGGAACAAGCUAGCUCGUCAUGAUCAAGUACCGCAAAAUUUCUUCCUGGAAUCCUGUCAGGUUAGCUGAGGUUAUGUUAGCUAUCUAGCUGUACUUAGCAGGAUGAGAAGCAUUUAUUUUUUUAAUAAAUCCUGUCAGGUUAGCUUCCUAGCUAGCAUCGAUUGUAAAGAAUAUGUAGCGCAAACAUUUUCUGUCAAGUUAGCUGCUUGUUAGCUAGCUGGCUAGCGGAGGCCAUGUGGCAUUAGCGUGGUGACGGCCUGACCUCGUCCUGACCGCUCGAUACGAAGCAUUUUUCAGAUGCUAAUUUUUGUACGGGAGACGACGCAGCGGAGGAACACGGAGAGGUGUAUAUUUUGGUAUAUUUUGCUAUAUUUCGGUAUAUUUUGGUAAAUUUCGGUAAAUUUCGAUAGCUGUGGUCACAUGACCCGGGAAAUAUUUUUCAUGAAAUUUGAGGAUUUUUUUGUCUUGUAAAGGAUUUAAAAUGCUUCUUUUGGAUCUUGUUGAGAUCAAAAUCGAUUCACUGUGGAAACAUCUGUGAUGUGUGUGUGUGUGUGUGUGUGUGUGUGUGUGUGUGUGUGUGUGUGUGUGUGUGUGUGAAACACACUGUUCUCUUUAAACUGAAUGUUUUGGACUUUUUUAACGUGUACAUGUUUAUGGUGUGUAUCGAGUGUGAGGCUACUAAUAAUGCUGGAAAAGUGUGUGUGUGUGUGUGUGUGUGUGUGUGUGUGUGUGUGUGAUGAUGAUGAUGAUGAUGAUGAUGUGAUUUAUAAUGUGAAUGUAAUGACUCUCACUGUAACACUAAACCCUGUCAUUAGUGUGUGUGCGUGUGUGUGUGUGUUGAAGAUGGCCGACUGUUCAAACUCGCUCCCUCUGAACCCCAUGAAACAAAAUCGUAGAGUUUCUGAGGGAUUUUUAUUGUCUUUUGUUUUUUUUUUAAGAUUUCCAGUAAAUGCAGAUCUGUUCAACACGUCUCCUGUCAACAAAACACAUUUCAAAAAUUCCUAAUAAAUUAUUUCAAUAUAA
This is a messenger RNA of Silurus meridionalis, 3522 nucleotides long. RefSeq names its product musashi RNA binding protein 1b (gene msi1b). The transcript is spliced from 15 exons. The record is from RefSeq and is a predicted model, not a curated record. Bases 54 to 1181 code for a protein of 375 amino acids. Gene Ontology annotation, cellular component: cytoplasm. Lineage: Eukaryota; Metazoa; Chordata; Actinopteri; Siluriformes; Siluridae. Gene Ontology annotation, molecular function: RNA binding.